Molecule: messenger RNA, 4953 nt
Organism: Lodderomyces beijingensis
Lineage: Eukaryota; Fungi; Ascomycota; Pichiomycetes; Serinales; Debaryomycetaceae
Source: the annotation of a GenBank genome assembly
AUGUCGGAGCCAAAGAGACGGAAGGUUUACUCCUCACCGUCCGUUAACGUUGACCACCAUGUUAUCGAAGAGCUCGACAACGUUCUUGCUUCGCUAGAAGAUACUACCCCCAAAUUGUCACUAUUCAUCGAACGAGGAUACUUGGGCAAGCUUCUACCGAUAUGGUCCUUUUACUCAGCAACAAGCAACCACAAGGAGUUUGUACUGAUAACAAACAAGAUCAAUGCCAUACUUUACAAGCUCAACGAGCUCAAAGGUGAUAUACUUUUUCUGGCUCAAAAUAGGCAGAUUCUUUUAGACGCUUACAAAGAUAUCCUAAUCAACUACUCCAAGGUGAUUUAUCGUGCCUUGAGCAGUUUGAAACCAUCAUCGACUAAUCCUACAAUCAGACUUCUUGAAAACUUGGUCAAUUACGACGCAGCAAUAGCUGUGGAGUUUUUAAACAAUUUCGACUUGACCUUGCCUGUUUUACCGAAAUUGGUUACACCAAGCAAGAUUGAGAUAGACUCUGGGGAGAUCAACGACGCAUAUUCCAUAAGGAGCAACUUUGUCAAGUUUUGGAUCAGCUUGUGCUCCAGUGUACUGCAUGUUCAUCGACUAGACUUGUUGACCAACCACCUGAAGAUUGUGCGAAACAUCUGGAAAUAUCUUCAGUAUGACACGGCACCACUGAUACAGCGGUUAAUUGAGUUUUUGGACCAAAAGGUGCUUGAUGAAUCUCAUUUUAAAAAAUCCCAAAAAUGUAAGAUUUUGAAUGACAAUUUCAUGUUCAAAGUACAUGAUCUAUUCAACAGAAUCAAGGAACCUUAUUUUAUCAAAUUCAUGGAUAAACUAACGACGGAUACCAAGAAUGGGUUGAUUUUCAUCAACGACGAGUUUUGGAAUAAGCACUCUGACGUUGGUGUUGUUAUUGCAAUAAACAACAAGAAUUUCAAAGUGGCGAACAAGUUAUUAUACACAUUGCUUACAACUUUGAAGCCAACUGAUUCGAACCAACAACUACAGUUUAUAGUGAGAGUGCUAUCAUCUUGUCAGGAACUAAUUGCACCGUAUAUGAACUAUUUGGUGCAGCACGGAGGCGGGUACCAUAGCCCGUCAUUGACCUCGUGGUGGAUUACAUACACUUUGCUAUACACCAAUGUAUUGCAGAUCCCAAACCCAGUGCCUUCAAUUGAUUCAAAUGUCGAACUUGUAGGGGAUUUGGAUGCAGGUUUGAUUGCUGAAUCUAUUGCUUUUGCUCCAUUACUGAAAUCGGCCUUGACUGCUGGAUUGCAGCCGCAGAAAAAGUUAAUUGUUCAAUUGACAUUGCAACUAAUUUUAUACAUGUUAACCAGGUUGGAGAACGUCUCGUCAAAAGUGGCUGUUGCCGUGAGACAGAAUUUGAUUGAUGCGGUAACUGUGCAACUUCCUGAUAUAUCCAUCGUCAUGCAGGUUCUCUCCAACAAUGAAGUUUCCCAAGUGACUCGGCUAACGGCGUUGAAAGUUGCAAACAAGUACGAAUGCUUGACCCCGUCAUCAACAAGCAAAAGCUCUUUGCAAAAGCUCGUGUCGACUGGUGUCUCCAGCAUCAUCGAAAAGCAGUCUCAAUCCUUGACAAGUUUGGACUUGAUACUCCUAGAUCUAUACAUGCAAUUGCAGAAUCAAGAUUUCAAAUGGUGGAACAAAAUCAACGACCAAAACUCGUUCUUUACAUCUUUGCUUAAAGUAGUAGCUUCAAGUUCCAAGAUCUCCUCCACAAGUUUGGUUGCGAAAAUCUACAACUUGUUGAACAAGUUGAGCGAGGACAAGAUGUUGUUUAAUGAAAAACUAUUGGUGACACCACUCAUGGCAUUGAUUCGUUCCAUUGAUGUCAAUGAUGGUCGUGAUGGUGAUGGUGGUGCCCGAAUGGGCCCCGAGUAUUGGAACAUGUUGGAUGAAACGGUUGCUAGAUGCGUUCGAACUCCAUACAAGUACCUCGACUUGUCGCAUGCAGAAUAUAACGACACUAGCAUAUUUGUGGUGUCCUUGGUGGAGCAAUUUGGGUUCAUGGUGAAAAACAAUGUAAACGUGGAUACGGACUUUUACUUUGACUGGUUAUACCGAUUUCUCAGGUACUUGAUGAUUUUUGGAGGUUCCGAGCAGGCUCUUUCGCUGCUAGCCAAGCAAGCCAAGGAAGGCUUUUUGGAUAUCAUGAAUCCUCCUCUUUUGCACAAUACACUCGACGCAAAGGAGAUUUCGAUUCCUGAAAUAGUCUACAGUUUCCCCGUCAAGGACCUAAUACGGAAGCCAUCUAUUUUGGAGAAAAAGAAAAUGCUUUUAUCAAAUCCAGACUAUGUGGCGACGUUGACUCUUGCUCGAUUGGUGGUUGAACACUCGCAGCCGGUGCAGCCAGCGCAGCAAUUACUCACUGCAAUCUUCAACAAGGUGUGGAGCUACUUGACAAGCUCGGAUAUUGCAUCAACGAUUUAUUACUUUGCCUCAGACGUGGUUUGGAGACCAUUGUUUGCAAGUGACAAUGAAAAUGGAGCACUCGCCUUGCAGCUUUACAACGGCAUCCUCGAAAACUUUCCUGAAGCAGUCAACAAGGAGUUUCGCAAUUACAUCAAGGCUGGCUUGCAAAAUGGAGAAAAAAAAUUUAUCGCUUUUGUUUGGACUGUCGAUGAUACGGAUCUUUCAACCCUUUUGGAUCAGUCUACGGGAGACAUGUUUAUCGCGUUGGCAUCUCAUGCCAUUCAUAAACGCGUGCAGCUCACUUUUGAGCAGGUUGAAAAAUUAAUGAAAUCUACAGAUGCGCAACGAGAUGGUCUCAUUUCAAACGCGUUUGAGCAAUGCUUGGUAUCUUUUUCCGACAGGGCACAGAUGAAAUAUAUCUUUGACAAGAUAAUCAGGAAUCCAGCCGACUAUUUCUUGAUCCCCUUUUUGAUAAAGAAAAUUGGCAAUGAAGUGGAUAACCUCUUGCAAGGGCAAGUGUUGCCAGCAAAUGACAACUUGAGGUUCUUAAUUGCUUCUUCGAUGAUGAAUCAAAAUAUACCGGUCCCAAGCGACAUCUUGGAUAGAUGCAUGACAACAAUAAUGAACAAGUUGACUAAGGGAGAGGUCGAGUCUAGCCAGUGGAAACCAAUAAUUACAAUUUUAGCAUCUUCUGCUGCUGCAGAAGAACAUGUGUCGCGAGUUUUACAGUUGAUCGAUUUCAAGCAUACCACCACUAACGAGUUUAUCGAACUCAUCUCCAAAUUGAAUCCAACAGUGGCGGGAGAAUUGGGCAUUUGGCUUCAAAAAUGCAUGUUUUAUGUCACCAAAAAGAUUGCCGAAAGCGAUUCCCUUUCCGAGAAUUUCGAGAAAUUCAUCACCAAAAUUGGAGACUAUAUCUUGAAGCACAACAUGUGGCUGUUUGCUCCUGCAAACAUUUUAAACACCCAGCUUGAGGUGAUUUUACUGUCAAAGUGGGCCAAAAAAUCAGUUUAUUUACAGUAUGUCGUGAAAUUGAUUCUUUCUGCCCCCAAGAACAAGAUCGACUUUCAAAAACUGUUUCAAAUUGCAGUCACUUCCUUGUCUGUCUUUGACGAACUACCAAGCGAAGACAAUAAACAGGCACGCUUUUACGCGGCAGCAAUCGUAUUCUUUUUAUUCAACUUUGACCAUCUGAAGAUGUCCAACUUGUCCAACCUUGACGUUGUAUUGCAGAAAUUUCAAGGCUUGAAUCGAGCAGAAGAUGUUCUUUUGAAAUUCAUCUUGCAAAAGAUGGAAGCGAAACUGGCGACUUCAUGGAUCACAAGAGUCGCCGAGUGGGAGUUUCUGGGCCAAGUGAAUGAGGAUGAAAAAGGUUUGACCAAAGCGGAGAAACUCAUCACCAAGAACAACAACAACGGCCAGAUCACGGUCAACUUGAAUAAGGAAAUCAUUGCAAACACAUUGUCCAGUAAGCGAUUUGCGAAUCCAGAUUUCCAUAGUGGUAAAACUCGCGCGGCAGCAGAAACGUGGAGGCAAGUGCAGGACUACGAGUCUGAAAACUCAUUAAUUGCCAUCGAUAGACCCGCUUACGACCACGAGUUUUUGUUGAUGGUGAUUCUCAAUAAUGAGGAGUUGUUGAAGUUGGAAAAGGAGGAGAAAGAGGACUCGAGUGUCACUCACAGCUACACGUUCAACUUGAAGAACUUGGUAGAUUCAGGAUUGCUAGAAUUUAUCAUUGCCAACUUAGCCGACAAAGACACACUUGGUAUUUCCAAGGUCAUUUUGAACAAGGUCCUCAUGUCAAUUGACAACGGCAAGAUCAACAAUCUGUACAAGGAUAAGAACGUUUUCAAAGUUUUCCUUUCCUCGAUUUUGUUCACAUUGGCAUCGCAGCAUGAUCAAGUCCUAAAAACACAAAAGUUGGUCAUUGGGCCCAUGAUUUGGUAUCUAUACUCGCAGCUUGUGCCAAUCUUGGCUAACCCGGGACACUUUCUUUACGAGAAGACAUUCCGGUUUGUGCUUUCGCAUCCAAAGCUUUCGUCUUGGGACAUCCCGUUGUGGAACGCCAUCGUUAGCCCGCAGCCAGAUGCAAGCCAAUGGUAUUUUAGAGAGCUCACGUGGAUCAUUGAGAAUAUAGCUCAGGGUCUCUCUACAACGUCCGAUUUGUCGAUACUCAAGCAGAAACAAAUUGAAACCAUAUUGAACCUUUUAAAUUCCAAAUACUUGAAUAUGAAAUUAAAAACGGCGAUUUUGAAAUUUGUCUACAAGAUUCAAGAAAUCGAUCAAGGCUCGGAUUUGUUGGUCACGAGGUUUGGGCUCUUGACUGACUUGGCGCUUACAACCGAAGAAACGAAACACAGCGAGAGCGAAACUGAUGUGUUGUUCAACCGGCAAUUGAAGAAUAACGUGGAUUCGAUAUUGUGCCGACUCGAGAUUGGCGUGGGCUCAAGUGAGCGUGUUGUGAAUUGGACAGGCGGCGUCCUCAAGAAGGAAUUGCAAAAGGUACAUGCUACGAGUUUUUAG